Mus pahari (shrew mouse) is the source of this 984-nucleotide messenger RNA. Its product is annotated as vomeronasal type-1 receptor 4-like. The record is from RefSeq and is a predicted model, not a curated record. Gene Ontology annotation, biological process: G protein-coupled receptor signaling pathway. The coding region runs from base 31 to 984 and encodes 317 amino acids. The transcript has a single exon. Gene Ontology annotation, molecular function: pheromone receptor activity. Lineage: Eukaryota; Metazoa; Chordata; Mammalia; Rodentia; Muridae. Gene Ontology annotation, cellular component: membrane.
CUUAUACCACUGUGCUAUGAAGCCAUCUCCAUGUUGUCUCAGAAUAAAACCCUGAAAACUGUGGAAGAGUUGGCUCUUCAGAUCCUUUUGCUUUGCCAGGUUGUGCUUGGGACCGUGGGCAACAUCCUUCUGUUUGUCCAUAAUUUCUCUCCAAUCUUGAAUGACUCCAGACUGAGGCCCAUACAGGUCAUUCUAAUCAACUUGGCUGUGGCCAAUGCAUUCAUGCUCCUUCUCUUGACAUAUUCAUAUGACCUGAUUGAUUUUGUUCUAAGGAAGCCUCCAACUGACCUCAACUGUAAACUUGCAUACUUCCUUCACAUGGUGGCUCGAGGCACAAUCAUGUGCUCCACCUGUGUCCUCAGCACCUACCAGUUUGUCACUCUUGUCCCUGGUACCUGGGCUAGGGUCAUGUUCAGAGAAAUAUCCCCCAAGGCUGUGAGCUAUUCUUGUUACAGUUGCUGGUUGUGGAAUGUCUUAAAUAAUGCUUACAUCCCAAUGAAUGCUGGUGUUCUACAGAAAUCACAUAAUGACACUGAUUCUAAAGGAAUGUGGAUGUGCUUCACUUCUGGGGUCAGUGUAGGCACUAAUUUCUUGCAUGACAUCAUAUUCAUUGGCAUCAUGGUCUGGACCAGUGUCUCCAUGAUGAUGCACCUAAGUAGACAUCAUCAGAGAAUGCAUCACAUACAUAAUUCCAGUCAGAACAACAGAGGCCAUGCUGAGACCAGAGCAGCCCACACAAUCCUUAUGAUAGUGGUCACAUUUGUGACCUUAUAUAUUCUAAAUUGUAUUAGUAUUUUAGUUCACAUUUCCUUUGUGGAAUCUCGUCUCUGGUUGGUGGAUGUCAUAAAAGUUCUGGCUCUAAGCUUCCCCACCAUUUCUCCCUUACUGUUGAUCUUUAGGGAUCCUAGAGGUCCUUAUUCUCUGUUCUUCAUUUUUGGUCUGGAAAUCCUUGUGACUGAGAAAGUCAUUACAGAGGAACAGUAA